Astrephomene gubernaculifera is the source of this 1893-nucleotide messenger RNA. The record is from the annotation of a GenBank genome assembly. Lineage: Eukaryota; Viridiplantae; Chlorophyta; Chlorophyceae; Chlamydomonadales; Astrephomenaceae.
AAGCCCUAACUCUUGCGCCUCUCCCUACAUUAUACCCUGUACACUGAGUGAGCAAAGAAAGGAGUAAAGAGGAAGUAAGGGCUUUACGGCUGUAAACAUGAAGCGCUUGCAGGCUAUUGAACAGUUACACAACAAAACAAUCUUUUAUUACUGUUGAUCUACUUUUGCGACACACCAACGUACAGUACAGCCUAGGUACCGGUAAUUGUUAGCAUUUGGGCCCAAGCUGUGCGAGUACACAGAAUGCAGAACCCCAUUAAUGCACAGCAACUAGUGGCCCAGUAUGGAGCUUUACCUAUACCGCAGCAAGCUGCGGCCCUCAACCCUCAGAUGGUCGUCGUACCGCCUACGGUCGCAAAUGCAGCCGCAGCAGCUCCAGCUGCUGUUGGCGCCGUUCCAUCCGUAGCCGUGGGAGCCAAUGUCGUGCGACCGGCACUUCCGGUCCCGCACGUGGGAGCGAAGACCAAAAAGCGGAAAUUCGGGCAGGAGCGUCAGGCUGCGCCGGAGAAGGUUUCAACUGCCAUACCGGAAUCCGCGUUGUACAACCAACUGCUUGACAUGGACCGCCACGUAACCGACAUCAUCAACCGCCGCAAAGCCGACUUCCGGGAGCCCUUCCCGCCGUACCAUGAGCCGGUCAAACGUGUACUCCGCAUUGCCGUACAGGCCUCCUACUCCCACCAGCCCGCCCCGCCCAAGCCCCCUCCCGCCCCCGCCCCCGGCCUCCCCUCCAACGCCGCCGCCCUCGCCGCCGCCUCCUCCGCCAUGUUCGCCCGCGCUCCCUCCGCCACCCCUACCGACCCCGAACCCCCCUCCUGGGUCCUCCACAUCUCAGCGCAUCUCGUGGACCCAGCCGAGCAGCUGGUGCGGGCAGCCCUGGCGGCGGCCGCAGCCGCGGCCGCUCGCGGCGAUCCGUCUUCCGCCGCCCUUGUGCUGCAGGCGCAGCAGCUGGCGGCGCAGCACGCAGCGCAGCAGGCGGCGGCGGCGGCAGCGGGUACGGCAAAGCAGAAUACGUUGACGUCGGUUGUACGGCGGGUUGAGGUCCAGUUGGAUCCGGAGCAGUACCCCGGGGAGUCGGGGCGCAUGGUGUGGGAGAAGGGCAACCACACAGGCCCCCCUCGGGACGUGUUGGAGGUGCGGCGGCAGGGCUCCCGCAGCUGCCGGGCGGUGGUGCUACUCGACCCGGACUACCAGCCGGAGAGGUACGUGCUGCCCCCCCUGCUGGCGGAGGUGCUGGGCAUGAUGCCGCACGAGACGCGCUCGCGAGUCAUGGUGGCGCUGUACGGCUUCAUCAAGAGCAGGAGGCUGCAGGACCCCAAGAACCCUAUCAACGUCAACCUCACACCGGAGCUAGCACAGGUGUUCGGCGUGCGCACGUUGAAGCUGUCGGAGCUGGGCGGGCGGCUGAGUGCGCUGCUGGCGCCCGUGCCGCCCGUGAGGCUGGAGUACGACAUAAAGCUGGACGCGCUCCGCCCUCCCCCCACCCCCCACUCCUCCUCCUCCGCCGCCCCCCCCUCCACCGUGUCGGGUGUGUGCGAGGUGGCGGUGCUGGAUGUGGACUUCUUCACGCCCUCCCCGCUGCCGCACCAGAUGGGGGCGGUGCUGCAGAGCUACUACAAGGACAAGGAGAUCGAGGCCAUGGAUGCCCGCCUGCACUCCCUCAUCCGCCGCCUCAACGAGUGCCGCCGCCGCCGGGCGCUGCUGCAGGGAUUCGCGCAGCACCCCAUUGACACCACACAUGCACUGCUGGCGGCACAGGCUCGCGACGUGCGGCUGGCUCGUCAGGGCAGCGGUCGCGACUACGAGGUGGAGCGGCGCACCGAGGUGUUCCGGCAGCGGUGGGUGGAGGACGCGGUGGUCAACUACCUGCACAAGAGGCUGGGGAGGCCGGAG